Molecule: messenger RNA, 1799 nt
Organism: Pieris rapae (cabbage white)
Lineage: Eukaryota; Metazoa; Arthropoda; Insecta; Lepidoptera; Pieridae
Gene: Or-17
Product: odorant receptor Or2-like
Exons: 6
Coding region: 1-1209 (402 amino acids)
Biological process (GO): detection of chemical stimulus involved in sensory perception of smell; sensory perception of smell
Cellular component (GO): plasma membrane
Molecular function (GO): olfactory receptor activity; odorant binding
Source: RefSeq, a predicted model, not a curated record
AUGGUUUUAAAAAGGAAAAUUUCCUUCCCAGUUACUGAAAAGGAUUACUUAAAAUUAAUUUGCAAUUUCAUACACCGCUUGGGUUUAGCAGACUGUUGGUAUGAAAAAGAAAUAAGAUAUUCAAUAUUCAACAAAGCAUUCUCCCUUAUUUUAAAUAUAUUUUCGGUUAUUUUUACGGUCAAUAUAUUGGCAGCCAAUUACAGAACAGAUUUAACUUUAAAAGAGAGUAAUGAUGUGCUUAUAUUUAGUUAUGGUUUGCCAGCAAUAUGUCUGAAAGUUAUAAUACUUUAUGCGAAAAAAGAUGACAUUAAGGUAUUUUUCAAGAAACUUCUAGAAGGGGAGGUGACCCAAAAGCCGAACACAAAAGCUAUAAGAGCCGCAAUAGUUGUUUACGUGGUUGUUUGUUGCGGUUUUUUAUCAGCAACGGUGCAAAUGCUUUAUGGCAUCAAGGAUUAUGUUGUGGAAGGCAUACCAGUUCGAGUUGAAGUUCUUUAUUACCCUAAAGCGAGCGACGCUGGGCUCCUUGUCAAUUUUAUUAGAUUCCUAGCCCUAGUUCACUUCUGGUACAUUAUCUGCAUCAUGAAUUCUACCGACUAUCUCUGCUUAUGUACUCUAGUCUUCAUCAAAUACAAGUUUAUAAGAGUUCGAAUGUUUUUUGAGAGUCUUGGUAAAAAGUCUAAGAGUGGUAAAGAGUUUGAGAAGGAGUUUUUGGAUGGUGUCAAGUUACUCAAGCAUGCUUUUUGGUGCGCUCGCAAUGUACAAAACACUAUUGGAAGCAUUUACAGUGUUCAAAUCGUUGAAAGCAUUACUUUGUUAGUGGUUUUACUUCUAAAAUCCGUGGUGAGUUUUGUUGUUUUCCAAAAAUCCUUGACGUCCUAUGCUGGAUCCGAUAUGGCGCUGCUACUCGUGUGUUUGGGAUCUUAUAUCUCUAUAGUUAUCUUAACUGGAGUUUAUAUGACAUAUUCGGCUAAUAUUACCUAUGAGGCCUUGCAAGUCUCUACAGCCAUUUUUCAUUGUGGAUGGGAGAAGGUUAAGAUUAGACCUGGUCUUCGGAAACUUGUAGUCGUCACGCUCCAACAGUCACAGAAACCACUUUAUAUGACAGCCUUUGGGGUCAUCAAUCUGUCAUAUGAAAAUUUCUUGGUGGUUUUACGGUUGUCUUAUUCGUUCUUCGUAGUUAUGCGAGAUUCUAAAAGCACAAGAACAUAAAGAAAUCUGACAAAGAAGCAACGCAUUCAACGAAUUUCUAGUUUUUUAAGUAAAGGUUAUCAAUAAGUUUGUAGGAUCGCAAGGGAUGUAUUGAGUUCAACGGAAAAUUCAAUUAUAUUAUAUCUUAAUUACUUUAGUACAUUAAAUAGCCUAGGUAUACUUGGUCAGGAUGAAUAUAUAACUGCCGUUAUAUAUCCGUUAGUAUAUUAAAAGCAAUACUGUUCACAUGGAGCACUAACCUCUAGGCGCUCCCCAGUUUGGUACUGGGGACUUUCCAGAUGACCAUAAUCAACGAAGAGCGGUUCGAAUCGUCGAUGAUCAGUCACUUUCCCAGUGGCUUGAUCCCUUGGCGUUGGGUAGAGAUAUUCACUGCAUCUUCUACCGCAUUUACAUUGGAAACUGUUCAGUGAAGUCGUUCGGAUUCAUGAGAUUCAUUGGACGUCGAGCAAUGAAUCUCGUCAACCCAUGACAGCUAGUCGGCCGUCGUUCUGAUCAUUUUCUACAGCUACGUAAAACAAGCAGCCCGAAACAAUAACACUUAAAGGCCGGCAAAGUACUCGAAAGGCUUUGAUCCAUAUAACUUAAAUUCA